Messenger RNA from Cyclocybe aegerita, 1581 nucleotides. The record is from the annotation of a GenBank genome assembly. Lineage: Eukaryota; Fungi; Basidiomycota; Agaricomycetes; Agaricales; Hemipholiotaceae.
AUGCCAACCUGCACCUCUUGCAGCACAACGUCUCUCGAAACUGCGGAAGAUAUACCGACAUGCACAAAGGACAUCGACACUUGUGCACCGUGCGCGAAGCUCAAGGACCUCCGGAAAGAGAUUGCUGCGGCCAAAGCGCAUCUCGCAGAGUUACUUGGACGGAUUCCACCCCUUCGUUAUGCUAUGAAUCACGCCCACGACCCCCUCGAGAACCGACUUCCUCCAGAGAUAAUUUCGCGUAUAUUCGUGUUCUAUGCGAGCUAUUUCGACUUCUAUAGCAUGGAGCAUGACGUUCUGUUGCCCCGCCCAGACAACUUGCCGGUCACACUCGGAGCCGUCUGCAAGAGAUGGCGCGAAAUUGCCUGGGCAACGCCGAGUUUGUGGACCACUGUGGACGUGCACCUUGACCCCAGAAGCAUGACGCAAGAGCGAUCGCAGCUUUUGAAAGAGUGGCUCGAGCGUUCAAGAAGCCUCCCUCUCACCCUCGUCAUACGCUCCGAAUCAUCUCUAUCCACCUGUGUCGGUACUCCUGGAGGGCUCAAUAUCUUGUCUAUAGUCGAUUCCAUCAACUCUCAUUCGAGUCGCUGGUCCAGUCUUGCCAUACAUGCACCCUCUUCUGUGGCAUCGCGCCUUCAUCUUAAAAUAACUAUUCGACCAAACGCCGCAGACGCUGCAGAUAAUUCAAUGUCCUCCUCAAUGACCGACAUUCUUCCUUCCCCAGAGCAGGUUUCUCUUCGAGGCUUACGAUUUCGCACCGUUAGACUCGACUGGUCUAACGUCAUCCACGUUGAACUUUCCGAUUUGUUUGUGGACGAAUGCCUCUGCCUCCUUUGUGAAGCAACUAAACCUGUGUCUUGCAAUCUUCGAAUUACUCAAGGCAGCGAUGGACACAUAGUCCCUCAACACGAAAUCCUUCACAUAAAGAUUGGAUCUUUGGAGAUUGCUUUCUCCGACGCCGAGCUGUUGGGCUCCUUCUUUUCUAGGAUUAACCUCCCUGCGUUAAACUACCUCGAAUGCGACGCAAGCGAUUUUGGUCAUGGCGACCAAGAUACUAUCAACGCAAUCGAAGCAUUUCUUUCCCGUUCAGUAUGCCCUCUCCAGCACCUGCAAUUAUGUGAGCUGAGGGCUCCUAACGCGGACAUCAUUCAGCUACUCAAGCUACUCUCCAAGCUUGAAUCCUUAUAUUUAUUUAAUACCGCCGUAACGGACGAGCUCCUCGACUUCAUGGUGGAGACGAAUACGACGCCGGAAGAGGACAACCAUUUUCUCCCCUGCCUCAAGUCAUUCUGCUUCGGAGGUCCACAAACAUUUUCCUGGACCUCAAUCCGACGCCUCGUCCCGGUUCUUUCGUCGGAUGUCAGCGAGGAUGGACAGAAAAUGCGCCCCUGGAAAGAACUUGAAGUUGGUGUCAGGGUAGAUGAUCCCGAGACAACAUUCAUUGAUGAAGACACCAUCUCACGUAUCGAUACGCUCGGGAAAGGGAGAUUAACUGUGGUGGAUAUACGGACUGGCGACGAUUUUGUAACGAUCUCCAGGAAAUACCAUAAUCGCAGGAGCAAGAAACGGCACGCUGCGGCGUAG